AUGAAGGAAAGGAGUGACUGUGUGGAUAUUUUUCUGAACAUACCCAUGUUGGAAAUUCCUUCGUCAAUCCACUCUCAGUUGGGAAAAGAGACGGAAGGGAGAGAUAGGCCAUACGAUACUUGCUACAACGACCGGCCGUUUACCUGGAUGGCGUGCAGUUCGAUAUUCAGUAUCCUAAAUGGAAAUAAGCGAGUGUUUGUUGACACCGCAAUAAGCAUGAAAAAAGAAAAUAUCAUGGUUAUAUGGGAUAUGAUCAUGUCUGAGAAGUGCACAAACGCCUUCUUAUUCCCAAAUAGGUUGCUCGAGAUCAUUGACAAUCUUGACGUUAUCCUUAAACAUGGCUACGUUUUGUACGCCAUUGGAUGUGAAGUCAAAGUUAUCGGAGGUAAUGGUGAAACACUGAAUCGUGGUCAGUUGGGUGAAAUCUGUGUGAAGUCACCAUGA
This is a messenger RNA of Mizuhopecten yessoensis (Yesso scallop), 444 nucleotides long. RefSeq lists its product as uncharacterized. Bases 1 to 444 code for a protein of 147 amino acids. Lineage: Eukaryota; Metazoa; Mollusca; Bivalvia; Pectinida; Pectinidae. The transcript is spliced from 4 exons. The record is from RefSeq and is a predicted model, not a curated record.